AUGGCGGUGUCCAAGCCCUCGAGCCCGCAGAUGACCGAGGACAGCCAAGUCAUCGCCCUGCUCGAGCAGAACAACAAGCUCCUCCAAGGAGUUACCAAGCUCCUCGAGGAGCAGGGCAAGCUUGCCGACUUGCAGAACCAGAGCCUCGCGUACAUCGCCGAGGAGGCGGGGUGCGCCGAGAUGCGCCAAUGCCAAGCCAGCGGCGAGGCAACCGACGCUUCGAGAAUGUUGGGGAUGUGGUGUCGAGGGAGCUCCGCGCUGUACCACAGGAAUAUUCGAGGCGCCGUGUUGGCGAGUGUCCUCAAGAAUGGAAGCCUCGAGGGGAUCAAGUACGAGGGCAUCUUCCGAGGCACGGAUCGGCGCCGAAGCGAGCUCUUCUGUGCGAUCUUCUUCAAGGCGCCCAUCGAGCGGAGCGGCGAGACGUUCAACGCCUUCGACGACGCAGACAAGAGCGUCGAGACGUUGUUCAAGAUUUUGCCGAGCUUCCGAGCGGAGUUGCUCGACGAGGCCAAGACACAAGCCAUGGUCGGCGAGAAGAUCUGCAAGCGCUGUGCGAGAUCAUGCUCCCAGAACAAGCAGUGCAAGCCCAUCUUGCCGAGCGACAGCGACGAGCCAGACGAGGGCGCGCGCGCGUUCGACAAGCCAUACUUCGAGCAGUUCCAGGCAAACAGCAUCGAGAACUACGAGAACGAGCGCAUCCUCGUGACCGAGGGGAUCGUCGCCUGGUGCUGGCAAAUCGCCGAGUUCGCCAAGAAGCGCCACGAGCUCGAUCAACACGGGCACUUCAUCAAGCGCGCCAAGAUGGACGAGGACACCAAGUACCAGAAGAAGCUCGAGUACGAGAAGAAUUUCUUCGACAUCUACGCCCAGAAGAAGUUUCCGAGCUACUACAAGAUCAUCGAGGAGUACAAGGAGAUGUGCGACGAGAAGAAGCGCGAGCAGGAGCUCAAGACGUCCGAGGCGCAGGCUUGA
This is a messenger RNA of Prorocentrum cordatum, 972 nucleotides long. The record is from the annotation of a GenBank genome assembly. NCBI's taxonomy places the organism in Eukaryota, Dinophyceae, Prorocentrales, Prorocentraceae.